Epinephelus fuscoguttatus (brown-marbled grouper) is the source of this 9242-nucleotide messenger RNA. RefSeq names its product toll-like receptor 3 (gene tlr3). The record is from RefSeq and is a predicted model, not a curated record. Gene Ontology annotation, biological process: toll-like receptor signaling pathway; inflammatory response; immune response. Lineage: Eukaryota; Metazoa; Chordata; Actinopteri; Perciformes; Serranidae. Bases 3200 to 5962 code for a protein of 920 amino acids. The transcript has 6 exons. Gene Ontology annotation, molecular function: protein binding; transmembrane signaling receptor activity. Gene Ontology annotation, cellular component: membrane.
AGUUAUGUAACUACCAUCAUCAGAUGACGAAAAAGACUUCUGUCUCCUCGACAUAGAAGGAGUAAGUGAGUGAAUAACACCCACCUCUGCCAUAGAAUUUUUAAAGUGCCUUUGAGACUGUGUUGGCACAGGCAACUUGCAGAUCUUCAAUAAGUGCGGUUGCUUUCUGUGUCUACACCCAUAUGUGGAUUCUACUAACCUGAGCACUAAAGAACCUAUUCCUUUACUUCUACAUAUAGAGGGAACUGCUUGCCACAGGUAAGAGACUCACUCACUUCCAUCUGCUACAAGAUAUUGGACUAUAUAGGAGGUCUGGAUCCUAUGUGACUUUAAUAAAUGCCUGCAUCAGUGUCCCCUUAUUGUUAAUCUUUGGACAGCACAAAUAAAGUGAUAACAUAAUUGCACCUGCCUGAUCCUGAAUAAAACAGCUGUUGAGCGGUGAAUUCUGGCAACCUUAAACAAAUAUUGUGUGUCACAGCAGAUACAGAUCCAAAUAUUUUUUUAGUACAAAUUCUUGGCAGACUCAUUUAUGCUGUUUGAAUUCAAUCCAAAAUAAUAUGUGGGAAUCCUUAAAGGGAUAGUUCCCAUAUUUAUCUAUAGACAGUAUAUUACAUACAGUAGAUGUCAGUCAGCAUGUCUCCAGUUUGGAGAAGCAGGCUGGAGUCUGACAUGCAGGGCAGUAGUCACCAUAUACACUGAGGGGGACACGCCCCCCCAGUGUUCAGAUAUACCCAAAAUGUCCCCCCAAUAUAUAACUGAAACGGAAAAACAACAACAACAACAAAAAAAAGUUGUUUUUUUUCACUGCUGUUCUAUGAUAGGCAACCACAUACCCCCAUCCAAAAUAAUGUAAUCAUAAUAAUUAUAACUAAACAUAACAAAUCCCUGUUAUUAUUACUAUCGGUUCAAGUAUUGCAGUUCUGCGUGUGGUUUGUCCAAGUGGAGUUGCCGUAGCAGAAUGCCAAGGCUGGUUGCCAUGGUUGCCAUCAACUUUGUUGCCAGACUGCUGUAAGGUAGAAAGUGGUUUCUGGCACAACUUCACUUAUUCACAAGGAGCAUAGAGAGUGAGGAAACACUGGAAAAUGUCAAAAGUGCUCCAGCAACACUUGUGGUAUGGAAAAAAAACUUUAUUGACCGACGCGUUUCGGCUUGUGGCCUUCAUCAGGGUCAUCAAGAAACAUAUUGCACACGUCAUUUAAAUAGGUUCAUUUGAAACUGAAAGAGUAGGAAAAAAAUGCAUGCAUGUGACCAGUCCUUUGCAUCCACAUAUAUAUAUCUCAGCCAAUGAAUCACCAGAAAAGGUGAGUGUGUUGGAAGCACAUGAGACCUUUGGACCAACCAGAACUGCCAGAGAAGUAAGGGGAGUAUCUAGCAGAGGUAUAGAAAACACCAUGUUUGGUCGUGAACUAGAGAGCAGUAGCAUGAGGGGAUUUAAAGUGCUUUACAGAAAAAAUUACAAAAAGGUAAAAAAUAAAAUAAAAUAAAUAAAUAAAUAAAUAAAUAAAUAAUAAUAAUAAUAAUAAUAAUAAUAGAAAUUAAAAAUAAAAUAUAAAAAAUAAAAAAAGGGCCAGCAAAGACAGCAAAAAAUAAUAAAAUAUUUAAAGGUAAAAAGAUAGUAUCAUAGUAAGCAUUGUAAAGACUGGUCCAGAGAUUUUAUAAAUACACUAGAUAAAACACACAUAAAACACUAAUUGAAAAAUCCUCAUUCAUACCCUGUGGGGAGAGACUUUUCAGAUUAAAAAAUCCAAAAUGCUUCUUUCCUUUUUCUCAUGAAGUUGACAUUACCCCCCUCUUUGAUUUGGUUUAAUAACUUCAAUGCCUAAGAAAAACAGAGAAGAGAGAGGAUGAUUCAUUUCAUUAGGUGAAUGUGUACAUAUUUUACUUUAGAAUUUCAAUGGCAGGAAGUAAGGGUGUGUGUGUUUGGGGGUUGGGGGGGAGGGGCCGUGCUGACAUGGAACGGUAAGCAAUCUACUGCUGUGGAGGGGUCAGCAACAAAACAUACUUUAGCCACCUAAAAAAAUCAACAUCAGUUGAAGGGUGCACUAUAAUUAAGAGUAUGCUUCACCUUAAUGUCAGACAGUGAUUUUCAAUGGGAAAAUAAAGAUGUUCAGUUGUUCUCUUCAAAGCCGGACUCCAUUGAGAAAACAGUAAUUUCUGGUUGCUGAACACAGGAGCUGCUGGCCACUUGGUGGUGGUUGUGACCACCACCAAGUGACACUUCUGAGGAGUUUCUGCCAAAACAUGUCAAGGUAUGUAACAUCCUAACAUGUCUGAGAUAAAAGAACAACUAAAGUCAUUAUCAGAAACUAAAGACAUAAUGAACACCAUUGAACUGGUUUUGAGCCCCCUGAGACCAAACGGCCGUGUUAAGGGGUGAUAGAAAAUAAAAGGUAGCAGGUAACAUCAUGAGGGCUGGACCUGGCUCCUCUUUAAAUAUAGCCUUUGAGUGGACUGAGUGCCUGGCAUUUCAGAGCAAAACUGGACUUACCUGUCCUCUAGAAAUGGUGACACGUCAUGUAUUGAAGACAAGUUUAUUCUUGUUAACUACAGAAUUCAGACACAAAGGAGUUUAGGUGUGGAGCACAGUCAUGCGGUUUCCAGAAGACAUCUCUUGAAGGAUUUAAAAAUACCUGAAACACUAUUAAAACAAUACAUAGCCAAUAAGACAGCACAUACACACAUACAGGUAUGUGUCAGAUGAAUACAUUUAUUUCAAACGUAUCAGAGGCUUUAUAGCUAUUAAAUAACACUAUUCAAAGCAACACUACAGCUAGACUUGCUGCUCCACAUUAAGUGUUGCACGUCUACUCGUAAAGUUACGGUAUUUAUUUAAGUGCUGCGCUUUUGAAAUCGCCAUCAACUUAUUUAACACACACAUACACACAUUACGGUACUGAUCCAGUGUUUACCUUUCAGCUACGUGUCUGUCCCAUUUUGUGCCCGCACAGCUUUGCCUGUUUACACCACCCCUCACCAAAAUAUCCCCGAUGUCUCGAGCCAUAUUACAUCGAACAUAGGGAAUGUUAAAUAAUCAGAUGACCUUCUUAAUGACAGUGGAUUUAGUCUGGUUUGUAGGAGUGUGGGUUUCAUAAGAGACUGAGACUCUUGUCGGCUCUCCUGAAGAACACACUGGAUACUGUGGUGCUGGUACACAAUGCUCUCGUUUCCAAGUCUGUGACGUCUGAACGCAACAGAUCAUAUGCAAAGGCCAAAUCUGGUUUUUGAAACAAUGAGGGCCCCCUAUUCCCUUCUCGUCUCGGCGGUGAUCGUCAUAUGUUACUGUAUGACGGGGCCGCGCAAUUGUGCGACCUCCCAGAAGAAGACUUCCUGUGAAGUGCAAAAUGGCCAAGCUGACUGCAGCCACCUCAGCCUUAGUGCGGUCCCUCAAGACCUGCCCAGGAACAUCACCAGCCUGGAUAUGUCUCACAACAGACUGACAAAGUUUCCCCCUGGAUCACUAACCCCAUACCCAGGCCUGCUCCACCUCAACAUCAGUCACAACAGUAUCACCAAGCUGGACCAGGGUGUGUGCCAGACACUGCCUCUGCUGAAGACCCUGAACAUGGGACACAAUCAAGUGUAUGUGCUGAAGAAGGAGGAACUGAGCCACUGCACUAAUCUAACAUGGCUGAUUAUGGCUAGCAAUAAACUAAAGCUACAAGGAGAGCCAUUCUCUGCACUACAGAGCCUGAGAGUUCUUGAUGUUUCCUUGAACAAACUAAAGUCAGCCAAGCUUGGCUCUCAGCCUCAGCUGCCCAACCUCGUGAGCCUCAAUCUGUCACGCAAUGACUUCACCACUCUAGAGACAGAUGACUUUUUGUUUCUUAACCAUUCAUCCUCCCUACAAGUCCUCAACAUGUCGCAUGUGUCUCUAAAAACGCUGGAGCCUGGUUGCUUUCAGCCCAUUUCAGGCCUACGUACUUUAGUCAUGGAUGGAAGCAAUAUGGGCCCACAGGUCAUUUCUAAGCUCUGCUCAGAGCUGUCACAGACAGCCAUUGAUGCUCUUUUUCUCCGGAAGAUGAAGCUGGUCACCCUCACAAACACAACCUUUACAGGACUGCAGAAAACAAAUCUAACCUUUCUGGAGCUGUCCGGUAAUGGCAUGGUCAGAAUUGAAGAAGACUCAUUUCGGUGGCUGUCCAGACUUCAGACUCUUAUUUUGGUAGACAACAACAUCAAGCACCUGACCAAGCACACAUUUCAGGGACUCAAAAGCUUGGAAAAACUCCAACUGACUAAUGCUCUAGCGAGCAGUCAUCCCAUCCCGAUUAUCGAUGACUUCUCCUUCCAACCCUUAAGUGCCCUGGAGAGUUUGAUUUUACAGAGAACUGCAGUUCGUAACAUCACAGAGCACACAUUCACAGGCUUGACAAGUCUGAAAGAACUCGAUAUGAGCUGGAGUAGUUAUACAUCACUCAGAAACAUCUCCAACAAGACGUUCAUCUCACUGGCGGGGUCGCCUCUCAGAAAGUUAAAUCUCACCGGAACAGCUAUAGCACAGAUUGAUCCUCGAAGCUUCUCCGUUUUGAGAAACCUCACCACACUUCUGCUAGAUUACAACUUUAUCAAGCAGAAUCUCACUGGCGAAGAGUUCGAAGGCCUGGACCAAGUUGAACAGAUUUACAUGUCCAAUAACCACCAGAAAGUCAAUCUGAGCUCUGACUCGUUUGUUAAUGUGCCCAAUUUGAGGGUCCUGACUCUUGGAAGGAGCCUUAUAGCAGAAGCCAUUAACUGUGAUUCCUCUCCAUUCCGUCACCUUCCAAACCUCACCUACCUGGAUCUCAGUAACAACAACAUCGCUAACAUCAGAGAGAAUACAUUUGAGGGGCUUGUGAACCUGAAGGUACUGAAGCUCCAACACAAUAACUUAGCUCGUUUGUGGAAGAGCGCCAACCUAGGUGGGCCAGUGUUGUUCCUCAAAAACACACCGAGGUUGUUAAUCUUAGAUUUGGAUAGUAACGGGCUGGAUGAGAUCCCAGCAGAGGCUCUGAGAGGGUUGAGUGACCUCCAUAACCUGAGCCUGGCAUCCAACCUCCUUAAUAGUCUUCAGGAGUUCAUUUUCGAUGAUCUGAAGUCACUGCGGAUUUUAAAUUUACAGAAGAAUUUGAUCACAGCUGUGAGGCCCCAAGUGUUCAAAACUCCUCUGAGCAACCUCAGCCUGCUUGUCAUGGACAAAAAUCCAUUUGACUGCACGUGUGAGAGCAUGUUGUGGUUCGUGACAUGGUUGAAUAACACAAAUAUGACCACAGUGCCUGGCCUCAGGGACCAGUAUACAUGCAACACUCCACUGGCUUACUACAACCACCCCAUCAUGAAGUUUGAUGCCCUCUCUUGCAAAGAUAUGACCCCAUUUCAGGCUCUAUACAUACUGAGCAGCACUGCUGUCAUCAUGCUGAUGGUCACUUCGCUUAUGGUGCGCUUCCACGGCUGGAGGAUCCAGUUUUAUUGGAACAUACUGAUCAAUCGCACAUUAGGAUUCAGCGACGCCACAGUUGAAGAGGGCAGGGAGUUCGAGUACGAUGCUUACGUCAUACAUGCAGAGGAAGACAGCAGCUGGGUGGAGAGAAGGAUGGUGCCCUUAGAGAACAACAACUGCAGGUUUUGUUUGGAGGAUCGCGAUUCGGUCCCUGGCAUGUCCCAGCUUGAAUCCAUUGUGGAUAAUAUGAGAAGGUCCAGAAAAAUCUUGUUUGUGGUCACUGAAACUCUUCUCAAAGAUCCCUGGUGUAGACGAUUUAAAGCCCAUCAUGCACUUCACCAGGUCAUUGAAGCCAGCAGGGACUCUGUGGUUCUGGUUUUCCUGCAGGAUGUACAUGACUACAAGUUAUCUCACUCACUCUUCCUCCGCCGGGGCAUGUUGCGUCCAUGCUGCGUCCUGGACUGGCCUGUGGAGAGGGAGAGGGUGCCAGCCUUUCACCAGAAGCUCCUCAUAGCACUUGGCAUGACUAAUCGUUUAAAGGAGUGACUGCAUUCCAUUGGUAGGAAUGGGAAAAUCCCUUGGUAACAAUAAUAAUAAUAAUAAUAAUAAUAAGCAAUGUAUGUUCCGUUCAUUGGGUCUCUGUGUAAAUAUUGUGCUCAAAGGGAUAUUUUGCCGAUUUUCAACCAGCUUUGUAUCAUAACAAUUAGAGUAGUAUGUGUGAAUGAACUGUGGUAAACUCCCCUCCAUCUAAUCAGUGCCUAGAUCUCCCUGCUCAUCUCCCAACUCAGAUCUGCACUGGCUCCAGGGCUGUUGCUCCAACUACAGAUUGUACUUCUGCAUUUUCAUUUGCACCACAGACACAAAGAGUAUAGACGCAGAGUAAGAGAGAAAACCACCCCUCUCUCUAACUCUCUCUCUAAAGCCCAGUUCAGACCAUGGAUUUGCGACUAGACAAAACCGUUUCAGAUCGUUGCAGCGGUGUGAACUGGCCGAUCUGAGCUUGACUCAAACUGGCUGAUGGUGUCAAACUGCAGGCAGCUGGUUUUAGAACGGUUUUAGAAAGCACGUCACCUGUUUCUACAGCGAAUCAGCUUGUAGGGAAGUCCCCUGGUGAAGUCUGCGGCCUCGCUUGCUCCCGCAGGUGCUUUGUUCCCGCCGAGCCCUCUGUUUCCAUCCUCACGUGUCCUGGUGUCAGACGGUAGGCCACUGCUGCUGCUCGCUGUAUGUGCUUAUGCUUAUGCUUAUGCUUAUCCUCACACACACACAUUCUCAUUGACUGAUUAAUUGAUGCUGCUUACUCAUACUGUUGUGGCAUAUUUAUUAUUGAAUACAGUCCAUCUGAUGCUCGUUUUGUUUGUUUUUUGUCAUUUCAUCACAACUACAAAUGCAAGAGUGGCCAGUAUCUCAAUAUCACUAUCUCCAUUCAUAUUUUAAGAAGCUACAAAUUGUAUUCAGCCACAAAAUAAGCCUGAAAAGCUGGAAAUCAGAAUGGGAGUACAGAGAGUUGUUGCAUAGAGAUGAUACUCCAUCUCAUCUAGUUGCAUUGGUGUGGACCAGCAGGUUUUUAGAACGUUGCAGUGUGGUGCAUUGCAUGUAGUUGUACAUUUCAACUUGUCUCGUUGUAGAUCUUUUGUCUGGACUGGGCUUUAUGCAGACCAAACUCAGAUCAAAAAGUAAAACUAGGCAGUGUUGAUCAAAUUAAAAAAAACCAAACAAGAUUCUGUUACUGUAUUGUCCUUUUCUCACCUGGAAACAUAUUCAGAAACAUAUUUUGGUGCGCUUUUUGACUCUAAUAUGGGAAUUUGUGAACAGGACGAUGGGGCUGUACUGUUUCCUGUUGUAAAAAGAGAGGCUGAACAGUAAAACUAAUCACUGCUGAUCAGAAAUGAACCAAGACUCUGUCACUGCAUUGCCUCUUUCUUACCUAAGAUGUUAACAGAAACAUAUUUUAACUCACUGUUUAACUGUAAUUCAAGGUCGUUUGUUACCUGCUGGCUGCAAUAUUGUUUCCUGUGGAAAAACAGCCAGCUGACCUUACAUCACCCACCAGUGGGAGCAUUUAUUGGUCCGGUGCAGUGCAGUGCAUUCUGGUACUUUCAGGUUUUCUACCUCUGGAGCAAAAAAAUGAAUACCACUGCCUCUGUUUUCUCUGUUCACGUAGCACCAAUAUCAGAAGGAUUUGCAUCUUUCUGAUGCAUAGACAGCCCAGUUUUAUGUUCUUCUUCAUGUUCUUCAAGUAUUUCAACUUGAAUAUUACACGGUUUAUUAUGACUCAGCAAAUGUAGGCCUGCACGCUGAUUCUGUGAUGGUAAUGAGGGAAUGGUACACAUUUAAUGACAUGAUCUUUGUUGAUGUUCUCUGAUGUGUUACACAAACAGUCAUUUACUGCAUAUGCAAUGUACAGUGUAAAAAAUCUAGAAUUUAAAAUGAAGUAUUUCAAGUGCAGUUUUAAUGAUGUCAUUUCUUAAUAAAGUUGUUUGCUAUAGUUUCUGGCUUAUAAAAUAUUGUAAAUGAACCCAAUUAAAUUAUAUAUAUCAGUCUUGUAAUGUGAUGGUAAAGCAUGACUUAAACAUAUAAGUUAGCUGAUGCAGUUAUUUGUCUAUUUUUACACAGUAAUAUUAGCAUUGCAGUGAUCACUUUUGGGGAAGAAAUGCUUAUUUUUCUUCAAGAGCAAAGAAUGAGUCUCAAAAUCUGACCAAAUAUUGUGUUGUCAUAACAUCUAGUGGUCAGAGUGAGAAACUACACCAUCACUGGCUAUGCAGAGUAGACUGUGUUAAUACUGAAUGUCUUACUGCUAAUGACUGACAUACACAGCUGAUGCACAGAUGUGUUCAAUACAUAUUACACAAUCCACAGUUAUUAAGAAGAAACUUGUAUUAAGUAAUGAAGUACACAUACACAGACAUUGCAAUAAAAUUAAUUUACCAUUCCUGUCCCCACUACUCAUAUCUUAUUUAAUUAUUAACAUUACAUUAUCUUACAGUUUCUCAUAUCCCUGUGUUUAAAAUUUGAAUUCAGCACACAUCACAACAGAGUGGCCCCACACAAAUGUAACAUAAAGUAUCUGUACUUUACUCUUUAAAGGGGAAAAAAUGUCCAUUUUGAAAAAUCAAACUUGUUAGUCCUAUGGUCUUAGACAGUCUAAAACAUUUAAGUAAACAUGAACAAGUCUCACAAAUCCAAAAGCUAAAAUGCUAAAACUCAAAUUUGUCAUCAAGUGUAAAAUCUGGAGCUGCUCCCUGAACAAUGAAUUGGGAAAGAUGUUCUUGAUGACGCUGAGAGCACCCAGAGGAACAUUCUCUGUUUCACAGCUGAGAACACUGCAACACAGCAAAGCUCUUUUGGAUAUGAAAAAGACAAAAAAACAUUCUGUGUGUCCACAAAAUCAGGCUCCAAUUCAUUGUCAGUGGAGCAGCUGCAGACUAUAUUUGAUGACAUCACAAGUUUGAGACUUUCUUUUCUUGUUUUCGGCUUUAAGAGAGAGUAGCUCAUGUUCCUAACACAAAGGAAUAACACCGGAAUUCUUUGUUUAGGUGGUGUUGUACUGAUCUUACUCCUAUUGUUACUCAAUUAGGCACCGGUUUUGCUUUUGCUACUUGAAAACACCUCCUAUCUUGUAUAUUUGUAUAUUCUGACAGAUAUUUAAUACUCAGUUGUUAUAAAACGUGGCCCAGUGAGUGAACCUGACCCGGGGAACCCACUGGUUGUCUGGUUGUUACUGGUUGUGAGCGUUAAAUUGUGGUUACUGUACUUAGUGUUACUGUAAUUUGAAGCAUUCUGUAGCACAAGAAUUCCUUCAGGAUAAAUAAAGUUCUGUUGAAUUGAA